GGUGGAGGUGGUGGAGGUGGAGGAGGUGGAGUUGGAGGUGGAGGUUGAGGUGGAGGACGUGGAGUCGGAGGAAGAGGAGUUGGAGGAGGAGGAGUUGGAGGUGGAGUUGGAGGUGGAGGACGUGGAGUCGGAGGAAGAGGAGUUGGAGGAGGAGGAGUUGGAGGUGGAGAUGGAGGUGGAGGACGUGGAGUCGGAGGAAGAGGAGUUGGAGGAGGAGGAGUUGGAGGUGGAGUUGGAGGUGGAGGAGGUAGAGUCGGAGGAAGAGGAGUUGGAGGAGGAGGAGUUGGAGGUGGAGGUUGAGGUGGAGGACGUGGAGUCGGAGGAAGAGGAGUUGGAGGAGGAGGUGGAGUUGGAGGAGGAGAAAGCAGAGGAGGAGGAGGAGGGGGGCCCAUCUCCCUCCUCCUCCUCCUCCUCCUCCUCUUCCUCCCUGUCCUCCUCCUGCUCUGUCCUCAUUCUGGUCCCCCUGGAGGAGGGAUCUGCUGCUGCCCGGUCCCCGAGUCCUCCCCAGAGCCCUCGGAGCACCUGCCCCUCCCCCAGUGCCAUGGCAGGCGCUCCGGGGAGCCAGUCCCACCAGGGCUCCAGCAGCCCCGAUGAGGAGGGGUCGAGCACCUGGGGGGCCCCGGCAGGGGCCCAGGCCUCGCUCCCAGAUGCGCUCCGCGUGAAGGUGGCCGGCCUGGUGCUGCUUCUGCUCCUCAAGUAUCGCACCAAGCAGCCGACCACACGGGCGGAGAUGCUGGCGGCGGUCAGCCAAGAUGACCGGGACCGCUUCCCCGUGAUCUUCCGCCGAGCCUGCGAGUAUCUGCAGCUGGUCUUUGGAGUCGACGUGAAGGAAGUGGACCCCCGCGAGCACUCCUACGUCCUGGUCAGCAUCCUGGGCCUCAGCUGCGAUGGGACGCCGAGUGGUAGGGACGGCAUGCCCAAGACCAGCCUCCUGGUGCUGGUCCUGUGGGUGAUCCUCCUGGAGGACGACCGUGCCCCUGAGGAGGCGGUGUGGGAAGCGCUGGGGGUCAUGGGGGUGUAUGCCGGCAGGGAGCACGUAUUCUAUGGGGAGCCCAGGGAGCUGCUGACCGAAGUCUGGGUGCAGGAAGGGUACCUGGAGUACCGGCAGGUGCCCGGCAGCGAGCCCGCACGCUACGAGUUCCUGUGGGGUCCCAGGGCCCACGCAGAAACCAGCGGCGUGCAAGUGCUGCAGCACAUCCUCGCGGUCAACAGCAGGCAGCCGGGGUCUCCGUGUCUGUCCGAAGAGGCUGUGAGCCAUGAGGAAGAGCGGGCCUGAGCCCGAGGGGCAGCCGGGCCCGUUCCCGCCUGGGGUCGAGCAGCUUCUCCUGCGGGGCACGAAGCCAGGCCACUUCUCCCCUGCGAGUGCGAGCAGAGCGGGCGCUGGGCGUUGUGAGUAGUGGAGGGCCAGGGCGGCUUGGGGGAAAGCGGGGCCAAGAGCACGUUUGGGUGGGUUCUUGUUCUCUGUCUACGUGGCCUCGGAAAUCGAUCUUUGUUUCCUCGAGGAAGUUUUCAGAUGUUGUUCCUUGUCAUAGAAGGUUUCGUGAGCUUCGGGCUCAGCGUGGGAGUGGCACCCACGCCACAGGUGUUCGAGAGUCAGAGUUUUGCCGUUUGGUGCAACGAGCUGGGAACCCUUCCGUCCUCGCUCGGGAUCCAGAAGGGAAUCGCGGUGCCUGGGCUGGGCACAGACAGGGAUGUCUUGCAAACGUGAAGACCUUGGCAGUAAACGGAUGGUUUCAGGACAUGGAGAAGUAAAAGAUGUUCGUUCUUGC
This is a messenger RNA of Neofelis nebulosa (Clouded leopard), 1769 nucleotides long. Its product is annotated as melanoma-associated antigen 9-like. Gene Ontology annotation, cellular component: nucleus. The record is from RefSeq and is a predicted model, not a curated record. Lineage: Eukaryota; Metazoa; Chordata; Mammalia; Carnivora; Felidae. Gene Ontology annotation, biological process: negative regulation of transcription by RNA polymerase II.